Messenger RNA from Aspergillus puulaauensis, 339 nucleotides. RefSeq names its product c-type cytochrome (gene CYC1). The coding region runs from base 1 to 339 and encodes 112 amino acids. The transcript has 4 exons. Gene Ontology annotation, biological process: mitochondrial electron transport, ubiquinol to cytochrome c; mitochondrial electron transport, cytochrome c to oxygen. The record is from RefSeq and is a predicted model, not a curated record. Gene Ontology annotation, cellular component: mitochondrial intermembrane space. NCBI's taxonomy places the organism in Eukaryota, Fungi, Ascomycota, Eurotiomycetes, Eurotiales, Aspergillaceae. Gene Ontology annotation, molecular function: electron transfer activity; heme binding.
AUGGCCAAGGGCGGUGACUCCUUUGCUCCUGGUGACUCUAAGAAGGGUGCCAAGCUCUUCGAGACUCGCUGCAAGCAGUGCCACACCGUCGAGAGCGGUGGUGCCAACAAGAUCGGCCCCAACCUCUUUGGCCUCUUCGGCCGUAAGACCGGUGAGGUCGAGGGCUAUUCCUACACCGAUGCCAACAAGCAGGCCGGUGUGACCUGGGACGAGAACACUCUGUUCAAGUACCUCGAGAACCCCAAGAAGUUCAUCCCCGGUACCAAGAUGGCCUUCGGUGGUCUCAAGAAGGGCAAGGAGCGCAACGACCUCAUCACGUAUGUUUCGCUACCCAUCUGA